AUGAAGGAGCUGAGGUAUCAUGGGAGAAUAAUCAACGAGGAGCUUUUGGAGGUGCUUGGGCUCGCAUCUCCUGCCCUGCAUGCGGUUCUUCCGGGACAUCUGGAGUACCCAAACUUAUUCAUGUUCACCUGUUCUGAUGAGAAAAAGUCUGACGGCGUACCGAAGAAUGUGAACUCUGUCCGUCCAGCCGAUAUCAAAGUUGUUAUGGCCCUUGGCGACUCGCUAACGGCUGCUAAUGGAGCAGGUGCUGAAGAUCCAGUGGCAGUUAUCCUGCAGUACAGAGGGCUGGCUUUCCAAGCAGGUGGCGACGGCACUCUCGAGCAGCACGUCACCAUUCCCAAUAUCCUGAAGAAAUACAAUCCGAACCUUUUCGGUUAUUCCGUCGGUAUUGGGUCGCCGAACGUGUGGGAAGUGGCACACCUAAAUGUCGCAAUGCCCGGUGCGAUUGCUGCUGAUCUCCCAGGACAGGCCCGUACCCUCGUCUCACUCUUGCACACUCACUCCGAG
Messenger RNA from Ostertagia ostertagi, 507 nucleotides. Lineage: Eukaryota; Metazoa; Nematoda; Chromadorea; Rhabditida; Trichostrongylidae. The record is from the annotation of a GenBank genome assembly.